Molecule: messenger RNA, 1086 nt
Organism: Dracunculus medinensis (Guinea worm)
Lineage: Eukaryota; Metazoa; Nematoda; Chromadorea; Rhabditida; Dracunculidae
Source: the annotation of a GenBank genome assembly
AUGGCGUCGGACUCAGCAGCUUGGAGACGUUUUACCCUUGUAGCUAUCGGAGCCAGCCUAACCAGCAAUGAUGCAUCGAAAAUUCAUAAAAAUAAUGUGAAACCAACGGUUUGGGGCGAAUAUAACGAACAUCCUGAUGUCAGAGCUCGUUCUGAGGUCGAAAUAAAUCAGUGGAUGAAACAUAAUGAAGUGACAAUGAAAGGAGAUAAUGUUCCGAGACCUGCUUUCAAUUUUGAAGAAUCAUCCUUGGACACACUGAUUAUAAAUAAACUCACAAAUUCUUAUGACGAUCCAACCGUUAUACAGUCUGUUUCUUGGCCAAUAGCUUUAAGUGGUCGCGAUAUGAUAUCCGUUGCUCAGACAGGAUCCGGAAAAACUCUUGCGUUCAUAUUGCCUGGUAUAAUGCAUGCUACCAAGCAAGGGAAAUGCGUUUAUGGUGAGGGGCCUUCAGUUGUUGUUCUGGUUCCUACGAGAGAACUAGCCCAGCAAGUCGAAAGUGUUUCUAAAUCAUUUUGCAGCUUGAUGGGUGUUCGAUGUUUGUGUGUUUAUGGAGGCUCUGCUCGUAUGGUUCAGUCUAGGAAUCUCGUUAAAGGUGUAGAUGUUUUGGUUGCAACACCGGGUCGUUUGAAUGAUUUUUUGUAUGCAAAUGUCAUUGAUUUGAAACGAUGCAGUUAUUUGGUAUUAGAUGAAGCGGAUAGAAUGCUGGAUAUGGGUUUCGAACCUCAGAUCCGUACAAUUAUCAGCACCAUUAGUUGUGCGAGGCAGACACUUAUGUUUUCUGCCACUUGGCCAGAUGAUGUUCGUUCUUUGGCUCAUAAUUAUCAGAACGACCCUAUUUUUGUUAACGUCGGUUCUCUAAAACUGGCUGCCAAUCCUAAUAUUAUUCAAAAUAUUUUAGUCAUCACAGAGAAGGAAAAAGAAAAGAGAUUAUUAGAAUUGUUGUGUCAACUGAAUUCAACCUAUACAUUCAAAAUCUUUCCUAAUUCUAUCAAUCCAGGUCUUGGUUGGCCCACCUCGCUUUUGAUGCUAUCCAUCCCUGGUCUAGCAAGUAAUGAAAUAUGUGUCAACGUGGGCGACGAAGAAUGA